AUGGAAGUCUUGUUGUCAAAAGUCACGCAGCAGGCGAUGAACUAUGCAAUCAGGACAGGCAUAACAAUUACUAGUGGCUAUGCUAUUCAACAGUGUGGUCGAUUACUCAAAACUGUAGAUGGCUGCGACAAAGAACAGCUGGCUGCUUUGCAACUCCGUCUGGAGGGCAAGAUUAGAAUUAUAUCUCCGGCAAUCGAUAUGAUUGAACUCAUUGCAGCUCGUGGAAACACGUCUCUUGAGUCAGCGGUGACACUGACCAAGUCUUUACGAUGGGACAUCCAGUCACUCGGUGUCCGACUUGCAAAAGCUGUGGGAGAAGAGCGGCUCUCUCGAAAGGGCUCUUCAAGAGGCAAUUCGCGUGCCCAGAACGAUCUGGAGCUGAAGAUGAUCAUCACAGAUAUCAAGAACCUCCUUAAUCGGAUUGAGGACGCUGUGCCCCUGAUCAGUCUAGCAAUAACAACAUCGGGCGUCAGUCUGUCAACGACUCUGCCGGCCACCGUUUCGCCGUCUCGGCUUCUCCAAGCUAGUACCUUCCUAACAGCUGGAGACACUCAGUAUUCCACGUCAUUGCCAAGGGCUCAACAGAUUGGUCCCGCAUUCACCCUUUCUAUCUACAUGCUGUUCUCUGGGCAUGCAUAUCGACCUCAUGACGAAGAAGGGAUCCGUGAGACUACCUGGAAAGAAGUCAUGCACAAAGCCCAUGUCAAGUUUCUAAGGGUCCCGGUAGACCGCGUCUAUGACUAUCCAACCCCUUUCCAAGGUCACUGCGGUCGCAGGGAUGAGACUGAGCAAGACCACAUCCCAGCCGAAGGCAUGUUGCACGAGUUUGCGUACCAACUUCUGGUUGUGGAAGACCUUCAUGACGACCGGGUCCAUACGUUUGAAGAUGGAGAGGCCCAGCCCGGUCCAUAUGAGGGCGUGGAUCAGGCUGGUGUCAGAGAGAUCAUACCGAUCCAUGAGAUCUCGAAGAUUUUCUACGCAGACACGGGCAAGAUCCUGAACAUCGGCACUGAUGGAGAGACCAAUAAUCCAAUACUUCUCCUUAAACGAGAUAUAAACGCUGUGCCGCCCCGAAGGAUGAUGGAACGAAGCGCUGUCGAGCCGGAGUACGACUCGGAUGACUCACAUACAGUGGGUGGCUCUGAUGUAGAGGAUGAGCAGUCUGAACUCGAUGCGCAACUACGCCGAGAAUCCGUAGCCAACGCCGCUGAAGAAUCACAGCAGGACGAGGUGCAAGCCCAUCCAUGGCGUUUGCCUCCGAAUCUCGAUCUCGAAUGGAUGGCUUUCGAAGUUUAUACGGAAGAGCCGUCUUCAGAGUCGGAUUUCGAAGAGUCAGAAUUGGAUCUCAACUCUCCCUCCCCUGCUGUCGGUACUUCAUCUGCGAAUUCGAUGGAACAACGACUGGAUUCUUUAUCUCCCUCACUGGCAGCCGGCCUCUCGAACCUCAAUCUCCGUCCAUCCACACCCUCUGACACGCCUCCAUCUCAUAAUACUCAACUAAUUCCUUCACCCAUAAAAUCCUCCCACCCAAUGCCCCGCUAUUCCCCGCAGCCACCCACCACUCUCCCGCCCAUCAAGACUUCCCUCUCCCUUCUUGAGAUGUUAAUCCGUCUCACCGCCCUCCAGCAAUUCCAGCAGUCUUCUCAUCUUGCAAUCCCCGAUGAACUUCUCACUUUCUUCCUGUCAGAGAGCAGCACCGUAGGCGCCGGCAACGAUUCUGAACUCCGUCGCCGAGCUCGACGAGAAGCACGAAUGAGAGUCGGCUUCGACCCCUACGACGAGAGCCCCAUCAAGCGCCGAGGAGAAGAGUACUUGGAGCAUGAGUUCCACGACAGUGAACACAACGGGUAUGAAGAUAUCUCACCUGGUGCCACUUCAGCCUUCGGCUACGACAGAUAUCCUCAUGGAAAAGCAUCUACUAUCUAUUCGCGAUCUCGGUCCGGAACACCGGUCCGUUCCUCGCCUUUUCCUAACUCCUCGCCCAUGUCGGGUAGUAGGUCGAAGUCAUCUGCAGACAUUCCCUUCCUAUCUAGUGAGACUAGACCGAGUCUUUCAAACGCAGCGUCUGCUAGCCCGUUACUAAGGAGGGCAACGACACAACCGAGUCAAUUUAGGGGAAUAAAACAGCCUAGUUUUCGAGGACCCCCAACUGCGCCGCCGACGUCGAGUAGUCCGAGGGUUGGCCAGCGGGCUAGUGGGCUGGGUAUUUCGCAGUCUCAGGAACUAGGAAGGAGAAGUCAGGUCCCUGACACGCCACCGAGUAGUGGUGGGAAGCGGGCUUGAAGGCCGCCAAG
Lindgomyces ingoldianus is the source of this 2294-nucleotide messenger RNA. RefSeq names its product Ran-binding-domain-containing protein. The record is from RefSeq and is a predicted model, not a curated record. Lineage: Eukaryota; Fungi; Ascomycota; Dothideomycetes; Pleosporales; Lindgomycetaceae. The transcript has 4 exons. The coding region runs from base 1 to 2283 and encodes 760 amino acids. Gene Ontology annotation, cellular component: nucleus; cytoplasm. Gene Ontology annotation, molecular function: GTPase regulator activity.